GUAUUUGUAGUGAUAAUGAGACCUGCGAGCGGACGACAAACGUGCGAUUGCUGCGGAAAUUUCGGAAAUGCGGAAUUCAAAAAAAUCACAGUAUUGAAAGACGCUGGUAUCGCUCUUUACCGAUAUUUGCCACAAACGGAGGAUGAAGCACAAAUAGGCACUGAAACUGAAGAAGUUCUUGUUCUUCAGAACACUCGAGCCGUAGACCUGAAAAUAGAAGCAUUGACUGCGGAAGCAGGGAAGAAAACAAUCAGCUGCCCGCGGUGUAUAAAAAUGAUUGAACGUGCAAAAAGUUUGUUUAAGGAUUUUCCGCCCGCUAAAAUUCUAGAAGUAGCAGGCGUCUGCGACCAUUGCUAUCAAAAAGAAUUAUUUCCCUGUCCCUGUUGCGACAAAGUCGUUAAUAAAUUUUUAAAGUUCAGUUUAGAAGAGGAACGUAAAACACAAGAGCAACAACAAUAUAAGUCGUGGCUUUCUAAAACUCAACUAUUGUUUAAAAAAUCUGUGUCAAAUAUAAAAGAUGGUAAGCUAGAAUCUCAAGCGCCUGUGUCCAGAUAUAUUCCCACUAUGAGGCCAGGUCAAGAAUCUGCUCCUUUUGCAAUUUAUGAUAAACCCAGGUUCAAAAAUGAACGUGAACUAAUUCAUGAACAAAAGCAAGUUAUAGAAAAGCCGACAAGAGUCCUUUCUUUUCUUGACUUUUCCGAAGAAGAAAAACAAAGAGUCAAAGGUGAAAGUGAACUUGACAGGGAAAAGAAGAAACGUCUAGCGGAAGAAAACGUAGCGAAGGCAUUAAAAUCAGUGUCGUUCGACGCUUUUCCAGGUUUGGAACCUACCCUAAUUAAGGUAAAAGAUAUUAAAGUUAAAUCACCGAUUGAAAAAGAUAAACCAUCUACACCGAUAAUGGAAGAACAUAUCAAAUCCCAACCAACAAUGGAACAAGAUAUCGAAACUACAACACUGAUGCAAAAAAUUAUCAUACCUAAACCAGAGAUUGAAAAAUACAGCCAACCAACACCAUUGACUGAAAAACAUACCAAACCUCAAUCAAAGAUGGAAAAAGAAGUCAAACUUAAGUCAAUAAUGAAGAAAGGGGCUGUUAAAAAACCACUUCAUGAUGUUUUUUCGGAAGAUGACACAACGUCCCAGCGAAAAAGGAAACUACAAGGUUCUCCUACGACAAGACUGUCUUUUGGAUCAAUUAUGAAGACCCUGAGUGAACCAAAUGUCAGUAACUUUAGUUAUACUUUUCCUCGUGACAAAAUUGUAACCACGAAGCAAUUGAAGGGUCAUGUUAGUUCUUCAGAACUAAUUAAAAGUACACAAGACAUGCUUGAUGAACGAAAAGAGACGGAAAGAAAGAAAAAGGAAGAAACGAGAAGGAAACGGGAAGAAGAAAAGAAACAAAAAACUGCAGAAAAGACAAGGCUAUUAGAGGAAGAAAGAAAAAAACGAGAGGAAGGGAGGCUAUUAGAGGAAGAAAGAAAAAAAGGAGAGGAAGGGGAGAAUAAAUCCGAGGAAAGAAUAGGCAAAGAGUCAGAGCAAUCAGCAAGAAGAAGGAAACAAGAUGACAUGGAAGCAAUGGAUGCUCUUAAAAAAGGACUUUCUAAACAAGAAAAGGAAUUGUCACAAGGAGAAAAAAUAAGAACACAACAAGAAAAAGAUAAAGCUUUUGGAGAUAAAAAAGCCAGGGAAGCUGAAAAGGCAAUAGAAGAAACGCGACAGCAACUAACAACAGAUAAGAAAAUACAACAUCCAGAAGCAAAACCUGGUGAAGAUGAAGAUAGAGUUAGAAAAGGAGAAAAAGAGAAAAAAAUUGAUCAAGGACAAGAGAAAAUUAAGCAAAGGGAUGAAAAGCAACAUGAUGCUGAAGCAACGUUAGCUUUAAAAGAACAAGUGGCUAAACAAGCGAAAGAUAAAUCAGAAGAAGAAAAAUUAAGAAAGCAACAAGAGAAGGACGCAGCACUGGGAGAAAAAAGAGCUCAAGAAGCCGAAAAAGCAUUAGAAGCCACACAAAAACAAUUAACUACAGAAAAAAAACAAGCAAAGCCACUAAUCGAAUUAAAGGUACCUGAUGAUAAAAAAGUAGGUAAUAAAACUGACAAAGAUGACACAGGGAAAGGUGAAAAAAUGGAAACAACUGCUAAAGACCAAAAAGCGAAAGGUGACGACAUGGCAGCACUUUUGAGAGAACAGCUUGCUAAGCAAAAGCAGCAGGAAUUAGAAAAAGAGAAAAUCAGAAAAGAACAAGAAAAAGAAAAAGAACUCCUUGCUAAGAAACUCAAAGAAUUAGAAAGUAAGAAAGAAGCGAAAGACGAGGCUGUGAAAAAAGUACCUGUUCUUGAAACUAAACAUGAAGAUUCGGUUGAUGAAAUAAUUUCUGACUUUACUGAGUUACCAAAGCAGGAUGAAGUGACGGAUAUUAUUUUAGGUCAGAAAAUAUAUAAGGUUAAAUGUGCUAAGAAAACCGAAGACAAAACACCGAUCUUAGAAUCAGAACAACCUCAGAAAUCGGGGCAACAUUCAGAGCAAAUAACUGCUAAACAGGAACCUGAAUUGCAUAAACAUUCAGAACUAUUACCGGAACCACAACAAGGAUUUACUCAGCAAAAACCUAGGCAGCCAACGCUCACGCAAUCCCAACAGAAGUCAUCGGCAAUUGGAGAUAAGAAGUCGAAGGCCUCCGACAACGAAGCUGCUAAAGGUGUAAUAAGGUAUACUUUAUCCGAUCGCACGUUCAUCGAAAAGGGCUGGACUAUGCUGCCCACGGAGAAAGUAGUUAGAAAGAUGAACGUAUAUCGCAUGAGGCCAGCCAAGCCUGAGUUCGACUGGUUUGAGCACAAUAAAAACAAAGGAGAGCUGACAUACGACUCCGGUGAAAAGUUAGCAGAGUUUGACGACAACGGGCGCGGUCGCUGGUACUACAGGACUGGUGAAUUAGCGCUGGAUUAUUACGACGCAGAAGAAACCAAUGCUGGCCAGAGAUUUGUUGUCUACAGCACCGGCCAACCCGACGAGCGGGGCCGAUCCAGACCAAGGACUCUUCUAGCAACCUUCGACUACUCAGGGAACGGCAUCGUGUUUGACCACACUGGCAAAAUACGGUUAAAGUAUAACCAAACCGAAGGAGUAGUUCUCGAUCGAACCAUAGGCCCCGUGUCUCAUUGGAAGUGGCACACCCUGAACGACCCCCCAGUCUUGCAGCAAGUCAUGAUAGAUACCCAAAUGCCAUAUAAAGAUCCCACUAUCCUAGCAAUGGGUGACAAACAUGCAGACGCUAAGCGACCAGACAAUGAGGAAAUGUUAGCCAUAGAGUUCGAAAACUUUCUGAAAGAGAAGCGUCAAAAGCUAACGCAAUCAUUCAAGCCGUUUCAAAUUAAAAUGAAAGCUAUGAAAAUAAAUGAAUAUUUUUCUCUUCGCGUCUUAGACCAAGCAUCGAUAUAUUUGUUGUUUAGAGAUGGUACUACAAAUUUGAAGCUGAAUAUUGGCAUGGUGUUGGAUCAUAAGGAAAUCGUAGACACGGAUACGGCGGAGAUAGGCGAAGUGUCGAAUACAUUGGAUAAGUUGCCGGCUUGUACGGACAGUAUAGCAGGAUUACAGAAGGCCGUGGCAAAGGCGCAAGCGCAAGAGCGAUUUCGUGUGCGCCACGAGUUACGUUUGAAACCUCCCCAGCCGUCCGCCAGUGCAGACGCGCUGCGCACCGGCUGCUCGCGCCCAUUGCGCACACCCAUCGUACAAGCUUCUUUAUCGUCAUGUGACAAAAUGACCCCUAAACGCUUUAAGCCGUCAUCGAGUUGCAAUUUGUAUUACAGUACACAACUUCUUUAAUUCAUG
Molecule: messenger RNA, 3828 nt
Organism: Cydia strobilella
Lineage: Eukaryota; Metazoa; Arthropoda; Insecta; Lepidoptera; Tortricidae
Product: trichohyalin-like
Exons: 8
Coding region: 16-3822 (1268 amino acids)
Source: RefSeq, a predicted model, not a curated record